Molecule: messenger RNA, 1074 nt
Organism: Ixodes scapularis (black-legged tick)
Lineage: Eukaryota; Metazoa; Arthropoda; Arachnida; Ixodida; Ixodidae
Exons: 4
Source: RefSeq, a predicted model, not a curated record
AUGCCUAACGCCAACCACGACAACGCUGAGCAGAACACGGAUCAGAACAGCAACUUGAGCCCCAACAUCCAAGCCAUCAUUAGUAAGAUCCCUCCAACUACGGACAAUGACCCAAUCCUAAUGGACGCCCAGGAUUGUCCGGACGGCCAGAUUCCAAACCCGGAUGCUGCUCUUGACGACGGUGGCGAAUGGUAUCCAGCCUGUGCUCCCCGAAAACGUCGGUACAAGGAAACAUCCAGUCAAGACUCAGAAAAAGACGCUCCCCGGACCGAAAGCCUCACCGUAAUAUUUGUGCCAACAAAAGAAGGUGACCGCAUCAGCAGUCUGAGCAGCCUAAAUCUGUCAGACGGUUUAGAUUUUCUCUGCCCCGAGUGCAUUGACCAAAUCAGACCAAAUGUGCGUGUCACAGUCGAAGGUGUGAUCAAGAACGUCGACGUAGUACAUCCUGAAACAAAAAUUGCUGGACGACUGCGGUCUGAUACGGAAAUCGCUCGAGUGUUUGAAUUCUCCUCGACGCGUUGGGCGGCGAACUACAGAGUGAUGCAGAUUGCACGAGAGGAGUUAUCGCAGGAGAUCCUGGUGAUGCAGAGGUCCGUCCCAUGCCUCAUGACGGCUACUUUCGGUACUAACUUCGCCACUCAUCCCUCCUAUGUCUUUCUCAACAAGCCCGCCCACCUUCUCCUGGAGUCUUCUUGGAAGCUUAUCCUCUCCAACGCAACCGCAAAAAAGCGAGCUAAUCAGAACCCCGCGCUGGUCCCUUCUAUCAACCUCUCCGACACCACCCUUUCGGCACAAGCUGAGGCAGUUCUCUCAAGAGGUCCCAAGUUUGCCCCCGCGUAUGAGCUGUCGCGAAUUGACCAGCUGGCUACUGUCCACCAGGUCGCCUCAAAAAUCCCUGAACUUGAACGACAGGAUUUCCUCGCGACGGGUUUGCGAGUGGCGUGCAGAUACGGGAGGGCUCCACCUUCAAAACUGGAGUUUUUGGAGGUAGUUGACGAGCUCAGGCGUUCAGAGCUGAAACUCCUGGAGUCUGACAGGAUGGGUGUGUUCGUUGUUAUGACCGCCGGGGACUUC